CUGGCCAAGGUUUCGUUAACGCUGUUUUGGGAUGAAAAUUGCAAAUUGGAUUCAGCCAUGUGAUAGCCGUUGAACUUGAUACACUCGCAAAAUGUAGCAUCGUCCAGGGACGUUUUGCUAACUUAGGCUCCUGGCUGAGGAAAAUUUCUCAAGAAAAAUAUUUAACCUAGGAAACUUUGCACUAACUUUGCCCUGCGGAAAUGGCGUGCCUCGGCGCUCUGAUUUUAUAGACACCUUCAGAUCUAGACUUGAAGUUAUGAGCGGGCUACUGGAAACUGGAAGUUCACCAUCGGAAGUGGAAAGCUUAGACCUGGAUGAAGAUUCCAGCUUGGAGUCUGGUAUUGUGAAUGAGCUGAUUGAUGAGGCCAUUGUCGGUGUUUGUUUAGACAUUCAUCGUUCCGUUAAACAAGGAGUGUACAGUGUCCUUGAGCAAUCAGAUGAAAAAAUUAUGAAACAGUUUGAAGUGGUGGACCGUGAUGGUCUGGAUGUGUUUGGGCAGGGACCAUUAAAGAAACAGGUUGAGUGCAUUUGUCCCAGCUGUCAGAGGAACAUGGCUGCUAACAGAUUUGCCCCUCACCUAGAAAAAUGCCUAGGAAUGGGUCGUAACAGCAGCCGACUGGCCAGUAGGAGGCUUGCAACCACAGGCAAACUGAUUGAUGGAGAUGAUGAUGAUGACAACUACUUUGACGAUGACUGGACUUGGAAUUCAGACAGAAAACCAGGAAAGAAGAAUAAGAGAGACAGGGGAAAUUCACCCAGGAGAGCAAAAGCCCCUAGGAAGAAUGGUGAAGCUGGUACACCACGUCCAGGCACGCCUAGUUCUGUUCACAGUGGCGAAUUACCAGCAACGAGGACUGGACUCACUGUGGCUGCCUUUGAACCCCUUGGAAAUGAGGAGAAGAAGAGCCUUCUUUCCCAGACGUGUGGUGUAAUAUCAGAACAUACAGCACGCAUGUGCACAAGAUCUCAUCGAUGUCCGCAGCAUUCAGAUGAACAGAGACAGAAUGUCCGUCUACGACUUUUAGGUUAUGCAGAAUUUGAACCCAUUGUAGGAAGGAGUUCACUGGAAGCUGAUGAUGUGAUUGAUGUUGACAGCUAUGAGGAUGGUGAUGGACAAGCCUUGAGAGAUACUUUGAACAGGUUAUCAUGGGAGGAAGAAUCGAAUGUUUCGACAGGCGACGACAACUCACCCGCUGCAUUUGGAAGCGUACCUCUUUCGAAAAAGAAAAGAAAGAAAAAAGCAAAACACAAAAGACGUCCCAGAUGAACUCACGAAACUCGAGGCCGGUUAUCAGUUCAAGACAAGUGUCACGGGCGAGACUUAAGGUUACACCAGCGAGCGCUAGGUGCUGUUUUUUGGAUUAGUACGCGCAUUUAAUUUGUUGCAGUGAUUCUGAAUUCUGACUGAUGAGCCAUUGGCAAAGCAAGCUUGGAGGCACCUGUUAGUUUUGGUCGGCCUUUCAACCGUUGGAUUUGAAUAAGACUUGCGUUUGGUUGCAACGUCUUUUCACGUUUUCUUGUGGCCUUUUACGUAAGUGAGUAAAAAGGUACUAGCAGCACCUACAGUGGUUUGUGGAACAUGAUUCUUAAUCGGUUUUCGAUGUAACUGGCUUUUUUAUUGACAGACGUGGGCUCUUUCCUGAAUGUGAAUUCUCACCAACUAUUUUGGGAAACUCAAAACCGGAAGUAAUAAGUUGCGUCACUUUGAGCGCGAUAAGGGACUUUCUUUCAUCGAGAAAACCUGGAAAUAACUUUCCAAGAGUUGAGAGACACUAGAAAAGAUGAGCUUAUCCCAUUAAGGAACAAGGAUUUUAAUGCAUGGCGAAGAUUAGCACGGAUUUAAAAUGACAAACCCUAGAGAUUGGACAAACAGUAUGGCGCUUUAGUAUAGCGCUUUUCGGUGGAGUGUCGUUCGCAAGACCAAACCCCAAAUUAAAAUAAUCUCAACAGCCAAUCACAACAAAGUAGAAUAUCACAAGGAGCCAAUUAGAGCUUGCGCUCAAACGCACACGAGCAAAACUGCUUGUAGCGCGGGAAAACGCCAAUGACCGAGUCACGGUUGGUAUCAGUUUUCUAUCUGAUUGGUUUAAGAGGGCGGCGCGAGGUUUAGAACGCUUUUCGAUUGAGUGUCGUCAAACUAAAACCAAAGCAACCACAACGGCCAAUUAGAGGAAAAGAUAAUACCUUUAAGAGUUAGUGAAAACUGAAAGUAAAAACUGCCUGAAACGCUGGCGACCAAGUCGUGAUUGGUCUUAGUUUUGCACUGCAAAACCGAAGCAAACGCAGAUUACACACGACACUUCAUUUAAAAUGGCGCGAUUGCCCGGUACGACUGCACAUAAACAGUGAGUGCAGGAUUAUUUUUGUCAAGGAGAUAACAGUGCUCUCAAUACAGACGCGGUCAACUUCAACUUGAUUCUAACAUUAACUGCUGUACUAGAAAAAGCAUUGGUACGUAAAGCCUUGUAAUGUCGCAAUUGUGGCUGAGUAAGUUAUUGACGAAUUGCCUCUGUGAGUGCAAGUUUGAUAAGCAGCUUGAAAAUAAAAUUAGCAUUAGAAUUUGGAAACUA
Pocillopora verrucosa is the source of this 2570-nucleotide messenger RNA. RefSeq names its product ataxin-7-like protein 3. The record is from RefSeq and is a predicted model, not a curated record. Lineage: Eukaryota; Metazoa; Cnidaria; Anthozoa; Scleractinia; Pocilloporidae. Gene Ontology annotation, cellular component: DUBm complex; SAGA complex. Gene Ontology annotation, biological process: regulation of transcription by RNA polymerase II; positive regulation of DNA-templated transcription. Gene Ontology annotation, molecular function: transcription coactivator activity.